AAAAGAGAGGAGUGUUUGUGCAAAACGGCCUCCAAGCUGCGUGUGUAAGACACGGAAAAGAUGGCUAAAGGGCCCCUGUUAGAUCCUCAAUUCAUUGAAUCUACAACAACUGAUGUCUUUUUUUGUUUUAAAAAAUAAAACUCCCCGUCUUGUCUUGUCUCUCACUUAAUUGAAAUGCCUUGUUCGAAUCUUUUCAAUUGCUGGGACUUCUAAUACAUCCUCACCUUAAUUUCUGAAAUUAUGAGUUGCUAUGGGGGUUUUGAUUUUCAAGGCUCGACAAGGGCUAAUCAACAACAGGUUCAACAUUAUCAGUCUAAUUCGAAACAAGGGUCGAUGGCGAUUAAUGCUAAUUUCCCACUCACAAUUGGUGGUAGUAACCAGAAUAUCUCUUUGGCUGAUUAUAAUAGUAAAGGUGAGAGGGGUAAGUCUGCAAGUGAUGAUGAUGAACCAAGUUUUAUUGAAGAUGGGGGGAAAAAGGGGGCAACCCCGUGGCAGCGUGUGAAAUGGACGGAUGAGAUGGUGAGGCUGUUGAUUACUGCUGUAUCUUACAUAGGGGAAGAGACUGCUGCUGCAGAAUAUGGUGGUGGAAGAAGAAAAUGUUCGAAUAAUUUGCAUAAGAAAGGGAAAUGGAAGUCAGUGUCGAAAGUGAUGGCAGAAAGGGGUCAUUUUGUGUCGCCUCAACAGUGUGAGGAUAAAUUUAAUGAUCUAAACAAGAGGUACAAGAGACUAAAUGAGAUCCUUGGUAGGGGAACUUCAUGUGAGGUAGUUGAAAAUCCUGCUCUUUUGGAUAUGCUCGGUCACGUAUCAGACAAAGGAAAGGAGGAAGUUAGGAAAAUUCUUAGUUCAAAACAUUUGCAUUAUGAAGAGAUGUGCUCCUACCAUAAUGGGAACCGCUUACAUCUGCCUCCCGAUCCUGAAUUGAAGCAUUCAUUGCAUUUGGCCCUUAAAAGUAGGGAUGAGUAUGAUGACAAUGAUGCGAGGAAGAAGCACCCGCAAGAUGACAAUGAUGAAGAUGAUCACGAAGCAGCUGACUUGGAGGAUCGAGGAGAUGAGUAUGAAGAGAAUCAUAGGUUACAUGGUGGGACGUCAGGGGGCUUUUCAAAGAGAAUAAAACAAUGCCAGGGUCAUGAAACGGUUACUUCCUUGACUACUCUCGAUUGUAAUAGGUCUCUCAUUCCUCAACCUCAGACUGAUGUCAGUCAAGUGUUUCCGGAAGGCGACAAAGCGAAGCAGUGGCUGGAUCAAUGCACACUUCAGCUUGAAGAUCAGAAGCUGCAGCUUCAGGCACAGAUGUUGGAGUUGGAGAAAGAGCGCUUCAAUUGGCAAAGAUUUAGUAGGAAAAAAGACAUUGAAUUGGAAGUCAUGAGAAUGGAAAAUGAGAGGUUGAAACUUGAGAAUGAACGUAUAGCGUUGGAGUUGAAACGGAAGGAGAUGUUUGCUGACAAUGCCUAGGCUUAGUGCCAAUGCCAAACUGAGCUAUCAUUCAUGGACCUAUCAAAAUUUCCUUUUCUUAGAGGGAGAAGAUUACCUUUUCAGGAUCAGUCUUUUUAUGAUAUUAAGUGUACAACUGCAAAAUUUACUCCGCGUAAUCAUGGCUAAUGCUCAUUGAGUAUGUAUUCUAAAGCUAGUAGUUGUCCUUGUAGUAACCUCAGAUGAUCGCUUCUGGUGUAUAUUUUGAAAAGAGAUAUAUAAAUCUUGCAACUCUAUUGGGUUUUUA
Capsicum annuum is the source of this 1717-nucleotide messenger RNA. RefSeq lists its product as uncharacterized. The record is from RefSeq and is a predicted model, not a curated record. The transcript is spliced from 2 exons. The coding region runs from base 241 to 1452 and encodes 403 amino acids. Lineage: Eukaryota; Viridiplantae; Streptophyta; Magnoliopsida; Solanales; Solanaceae.